GUUCAGGGAUCCAAACCAGCUGUUUCGGUUUCUUGUUGUGCAGUUUGGGUAGGUCUAUCCUCAUGAAGACCCCAGGCAAAAUCAAUGAGAUACUGGGAGCGUGGAAGAGCAGCUCUGUAAAUGUGUAAGUCUAAAUAUAAACACAGGCCACCCCCUCUUGAGAGUUGCAGCAGGACCGUUUGGUUUGUGUCAUACUACUGAUAAUAUUCGUACAGUGCAAAGCUACUGCUGUGGGUGUCAUCUGUAAGGAAAGCGAAACGAGUGAACUACUUUUUACAAACCCUGGGAUCUACAGGAAGAAAAGACAAGUUUAAGCCUGAACAAAGAUCCCUGGAGGAUGGAGGACCAAUCAAUAAGUACAGCCAAAGCCACAGAAGAUAAACCUGUCAAGAAAUCAGUGGCUGAGCUGGCAGGAAAGUUUAAAGGUCAAGCUGUACCCUCACCUGCAGGAAAGGACGAGCAACAGAACAACAGAGUAAAUCGAAGGAGACCCCCUUGCUCACUUCCGCUGCAUGACACGAAGAAAGAAUCUGGACAAAGUGAAGAACAGAAAGGAGCCACCAAUGCCUCUUCACUUUCUCUCAAAGUGAAGGCCAAGAAUUCACCUCUCAUUGAAAAACUGCAGGCCAACCUGGCAUUAUCUCCCAAUGCCCUGCUGCCAUCUCCCAAGAGUCCUGGAGUGAAGCUCCCCCCCUCCCCCUUCCCCUUCGCCAGCCCUCCGUCCACUCCCAGCAGUCCAGGCGUGCGUUCCCGCUCCAGUGAAGAAGAGGCGUCGGUCAGCUUUGACAAACCAGCAGAGGGCACUGUGUUACACAACAUAAACAAGGGACGAGCCCGUCUCUCCAUCAAGCGCAGACCACCAAGCCGGAAGCUCAGGAAGUCGUCAUCUGAAGAGCCAACAGGCAAGACUCCAUCCCCCAGCCAGGAGCAGCCACAGAGGAAUGGAGAGGAUGACGUGUUUGAAGCAGUCAAAGUAGAGGAUCCCAAAGAAGACAAGCCCUCAAAGAAAGAGUCUGAAGGAGGUGUAAAGAGCUCUGAAGGGGACAAGCUGCAAGAUGCCCCCAAGUCCAAAAAACUGGGGGAGAGUGUAGAGCACGUGGGCAAAGUUUCAGAGGAAGAACCUGACAGGCCACAGGAAACCCCUGAGGCUUGUGAGAAUAUGGAAGUGGAGCACAGGCCCAGCAAGAAAGCCCAGGCAGAGACUAGAGCCUUGGACAAUACCCCUGGAGAUACACAGGCUGCUGGCUUGAUCAACAACAAUGAAGAUACAAAAACUGGAGAGACCAGCAGGGGGGAGGAAGAGUUGAAGACAAAUCAGGAGGAGGAGGUGAAGACAAAUCAGGAGGAGGUGAAGACAAAUCUGGAGGAGAAGCUGAAGACAAAUCAGGAGGAGGUGAAGACAAAUCAGGAGGAGGUGAAAACAAAUCAGGAGGAGAAGCUGAAGACAAAUCAGGAGGAGCUGAAGAUAAAUCAGGAGGAGCUGAAGACAAAUCAGGAGGAUUUGAAGACACAUCAGGAGGAGGAGAUGAAGACAAACGGUUCAGAUGACAAGGACAAAUGACCUGAGGGCGAUGGAAACUGAGAUGACUGAGAAACCAAACCUGUCCAAUCACUGGAGGCUGGUUUGCAUAUAACAGCCAAUCCAAAUAAGUCAACGAACACCCGUCCAAGCUCAGGUUCCAGACAUUCACCAUUGCAGGAGUCCUCAGGCUUCUUCUCUCAUCUUUGUAUAUUAACCCUUAGAGUGCUGGAGGCCAGUACACUUCAUGUUCUUAUAGGCAUCUCCUCUUCAUCUCAUGUUUGCGUUGUGGAAGGUUUCCAUGGAAACAGUGAUUUACAAUAACAAUGUCAGUCAAGAGAAGUCAGCUUGGAUUCUAAAAGUGUUUAUCCAUGGAUAACACAUAAAAGGAAGGAUUUAAAUAGAGAUAGUGUUAAUAUUUUGCUAGUGACUUCACAUGGGUUUCCAUAUAGGCUGCAGUUUUAACAAUUAAAGCUGCAUAUAUAAAAAACAGCGGGUAUCGCUGUAUAGAAAUGACACAGCCUGCUGUAUUCUUCAGCAGUCUAUAGGCUACGAGUGAGAAGAGUUUACUAUUCCCAAGUUAAAGAUAUAUUGUUACUGUAUUUGUGGAAAAAAAUACUAAAAAUAUUAAAGCUUUGUACAUGUUUUUAAGGAAUUUAUAAAAAA
Molecule: messenger RNA, 2185 nt
Organism: Polyodon spathula (Mississippi paddlefish)
Lineage: Eukaryota; Metazoa; Chordata; Actinopteri; Acipenseriformes; Polyodontidae
Product: capZ-interacting protein-like
Exons: 7
Coding region: 338-1561 (407 amino acids)
Biological process (GO): protein localization to endosome; retrograde transport, endosome to Golgi; skeletal muscle contraction
Cellular component (GO): early endosome; WASH complex
Molecular function (GO): actin filament binding; retromer complex binding; phosphatidylinositol phosphate binding
Source: RefSeq, a predicted model, not a curated record